Acanthochromis polyacanthus (spiny chromis) is the source of this 794-nucleotide messenger RNA. It is a transcript of the gene sst7, whose product is annotated as somatostatin family member 7. Lineage: Eukaryota; Metazoa; Chordata; Actinopteri; Pomacentridae. The record is from RefSeq and is a predicted model, not a curated record. Gene Ontology annotation, molecular function: hormone activity. The coding region runs from base 224 to 556 and encodes 110 amino acids. Gene Ontology annotation, biological process: regulation of cell migration. The transcript has 2 exons. Gene Ontology annotation, cellular component: extracellular region.
GAGGGACUUUGGAGGUAGAGGAGAAGAAACAUCUGUGGCUUCCAAAUCUCAUGAGCGGCCGCCACCAACUGCACUGCACUUCCUUCACCGCUCUCCUCUGGAUCUCUGGCUGAGUCUGAGCUGCCGAGGCUUCUCUCUGACACACACUCGGCCACACACUCCCGCCUUUUUCCAGCCUCCUGUGACUGUAGCUCUGGUCUGUCACCUGCACUCCUGUCACAGCAUGCAGCUCCUGGUGGUGUUAGCAGCUCUCAUGGGGGUUCUGUUCAGCGUUAGAGCAGCUGCCGUGCUUCCUGUGGAGGAUAGGAGCCCCAUCCAUGUGAGCAGGGAGCUGAGCAAAGAGCGCAAGGAGCUGAUCCUGAAGCUGGUGUCAGGCUUGUUGGACGGAGCCCUGGACACCAACAUGCUGCCGGGGGAAUCGGCCCCCGUGGAUCUGGAGGAGCCGCUGGAGUCUCGUCUGGAGGAGAGGGCUGUCUAUAACAGGCUAUCGUUGCCUCAGCGCGACCGUAAAGCCCCCUGUAAAAACUUCUUCUGGAAAACUUUCACCUCCUGCUAACAGUGCCACCCGGCUCUGCCUCCUCGACUCCUUUUCCCUCGCAGCUCUACAUGAACUGCAGUAGACCUCAGCUGUACAUAUCAUCUUCACCUGUCAGACAUGCAGCAUCGAUGGACUUCACCGAGACCGUGUGUCUGUUUAAAUAUUGAUGAUUUAUGUAUGUAUUUAUGUAUACAAUAUAUGUAUUUAUGUAUGUAACAGUUUCUUUCAGGGUCAACAAUAAAGCAUGGAUAUAAUA